Messenger RNA from Talaromyces proteolyticus, 891 nucleotides. RefSeq names its product putative coactivator bridging factor 1. Gene Ontology annotation, cellular component: nucleus. The transcript is spliced from 2 exons. Bases 226 to 696 code for a protein of 156 amino acids. The record is from RefSeq and is a predicted model, not a curated record. NCBI's taxonomy places the organism in Eukaryota, Fungi, Ascomycota, Eurotiomycetes, Eurotiales, Trichocomaceae. Gene Ontology annotation, molecular function: DNA binding.
AGUCAACUUGACUAAUAUUUCUUCACUCUGCACACCACUCCUCGCCAUCGUCAUCUCAUCAACAACCCUCUUAUUUAAGAGAUCUACCCAAACCAGUAACACCAACACCUCUGGUUGAACCGCUCCCACAAGAAUAACGUACCCGAUACUUCGAUACCCCGCUUCGUCUUAUCGCCACACGUGCCCUCAUCAAACACCCUCCCACUCCUCAACACACGCAUCAAAAUGGCCGACGGUGACUGGGACUCCGUGACCCGUAUCGGGUCCAAGAACCGCGGCGGCGCCGUGCAGCGCGAGACCGUCGUCAAGGGCCGCAGCGCACUCAACGCCGCACAGCGCUCUGGUCUGAUCCUAGGCACCGAGAAGAAAUAUGCCACUGGCAACGCCGCCGGCCGCACUGGCGCCCCCGAGGGCCAACAUCUCACCAAAGUCGACCGGAGCGACGACAUCAUCAAGCCCAAGUCCGUUGGUACGCAAGUCGGCGACGCGAUCAAGAAGCGCCGGAAUGAAGAAGGUUACAAAAUGACCCAGAAGGAACUCGCCACAAAGUGCAACACUACCGCCACCAUCGUGCAGGAUAUGGAAAAGGGCACGGCUAAUCCAGACCAGAAAGUGCUGAGUGCCAUGGAGCGCGUGCUGAACGUGAAGUUGCGCGGUUCGGAUAUUGGUGCCGAAAAAUUUCCUAAGAAGAAGUAAAUAAGCAAAAAAAAAACUACAACAGAAAAAAAAAGGAAAUGUAUUUACACUUACAGGUCAUGAUUUGGAUGACGGACGAAUCGUCGGGAUGAGCGCCGACUGUUUUAUAUAAGGGUUUUUUGUUUGAUUUUUCCCCAUUGUCGAUAUCAUAUAGAAUAGAAAAUUCUAUGCGUGAAUUACAUACACAUAUAUCAG